GUUGGUGGUGUGGACCCAAAGCAGCUAGCUGUAUAUGAAGAAUUUGCACGGAAUGUUCCUGGUUUCUUACCAACAAAUGAUUCGACCCAACCUACAGGAAUCCUGGCCCAGCCUAUGAAGCAAGCCUGGGCGACAGAUGACGUGGCACAGAUCUACGAUAAAUGCAUGGCGGAGUUGGAACAGCACCUGCAGUCCAUUCCUCACACUCUGGCCAUGAAUCCACAGACACAAGCUUUGCGAAGCCUUUUGGAGGCUGUUGUUGUGGCUCGUAAUUCUCGAGAUGCUAUUGCAGCCCUUGGAUUGCUACAAAAGGCCGUUGAAGGAUUGUUAGACGCCACUAGUGGCGCAGAUGCAGACCUCCUCCUCCGGUACCGCGAAUGUCAUUUGCUUGUAUUAAAAGCACUGCAAGAUGGCCGUGCCUAUGGGUCUCCCUGGUGUAACAAGCAGAUAACAAGAUGCCUGAUUGAGUGUCGAGAUGAAUAUAAAUACAACGUAGAAGCAGUGGAGCUCCUGAUACGUAAUCAUCUAGUUAACAUGCAACAGUAUGACCUCCACCUGGCUCAGUCUAUGGAGAAUGGCUUGAACUACAUGGCGGUGGCAUUUGCAAUGCAGCUGGUGAAGAUCCUCUUGGUGGAUGAGAGAAGUGUAGCUCACAUGACAGAAGCAGAUUUGUUCCAUACCAUUGAAACUCUAAUGAGGAUAAAUGCUCACUCCAGAGGAAAUGCCCCAGAAGGGUUGCCACAGUUGAUGGAAGUGGUACGGUCCAACUACGAAGCCAUGAUUGAUCGUGCUCAUGGAGGACCAAACUUUAUGAUGCAUUCUGGGAUUUCUCAAGCCUCAGAAUAUGAUGAUCCUCCAGGCCUGAGAGAGAAGGCAGAAUAUCUCCUGAGGGAAUGGGUGAAUCUUUAUCACUCUGCAGCAGCUGGCCGUGACAGUACCAAAGCCUUCUCUGCAUUUGUUGGACAGGUAGAACUUGGGGAAAGAGAGAUGCAUCAACAAGGAAUUCUGAAAACUGAUGACUUGAUCACAAGAUUCUUUCGUCUUUGCACUGAAAUGUGUGUUGAAAUCAGCUAUCGUGCUCAAGCUGAGCAGCAACACAACCCUGCUGCAAACCCCACUAUGAUCCGUGCCAAGUGCUAUCACAACCUGGAUGCCUUUGUGCGCCUUAUUGCGCUGCUGGUGAAACACUCUGGAGAGGCUACCAACACAGUCACCAAAAUCAACCUGCUUAAUAAGGUUCUUGGGAUAGUGGUGGGAGUUCUUUUGCAGGAUCAUGAUGUUCGUCAGAGUGAAUUUCAGCAACUUCCCUAUCACCGCAUUUUCAUCAUGUUACUGUUAGAAUUAAAUGCUCCUGAACAUGUCCUGGAAACUAUCAACUUUCAGACCCUCACAGCUUUCUGGUAGGUGUAGAAGUGCUCCUGCAAAAUCUGCCCCAGAGAUGGUAUGUGGCACUAAGCCUGGCUGGAGGUUACAGCGCAUGGGUCGUUGGCUGUCACUUUCUCUUCCUGGUAGGGGUGCAAUUGAGAUGGUGGCCAGAGCUGAUCA
Molecule: messenger RNA, 1545 nt
Organism: Python bivittatus (Burmese python)
Lineage: Eukaryota; Metazoa; Chordata; Lepidosauria; Squamata; Pythonidae
Source: RefSeq, a predicted model, not a curated record